AUGUUACAUCUCUUUUGCCUGCUUUCUAUCAUAUCAUUCAAUGAUGAUAAAUCAGAAGUUAAUAUUACAACAGAUGGAAUUUAUGAAUUCUCACCAUUAAUUCCAAGUAAUAUUAAAAAAGCUACAUUUUUCGGAAAUAUCACAGAAUUUGCUAAAAAUUCAUUUAACUUAUAUCCUUAUGUUGAAGUAAUUGUCAUGAAUCUUACAUCAAAAUCUUUGAUUAUCGGAAAAAAAGCAUUCAAGCAUUUAAAGUCACUACAUACAAUUAAAAUACCAGAUAACACUAUAAUAAUUGAUGAUGAAGCAUUUUCUGGUUGUAUGGCACUUACACAAUUUGAUUUUCCCUCAUCAUGCAGAAAUGUAUCAAGUAAAUGCUUUUGGGAAUGCUCAAAAUUGAAAUUUCUCAAUUUAACAAAUGUAGAUAACAUAGCAGAAGGUGCGUUUAAAGAAUGUUCAAGUCUUUCAGAAAUCAUAUUUAAAAAGCCACUUGAGAUAAUUCAAAAAGAAACUUUUGCAUCUUGUUCUUCACUUAAGAAAGUCACAAUUUCCAAUUCAAUCACAUAUAUUGGCGAUGCAGCAUUCUUUUACUGCUACAAUUUAGAUCCAUUUAAUUUACCUGAUUCAUUAGAAUAUAUCGGUGCAAAUGCUUUCUGUAGAAUCAAUGGGUUUACAGAAAUCACUGUACCACCUAAAAUUCAAUCAAUUUCAGCAGGAUGUUUCUAUGGUAUGAAAAACUUAAAAAAGAUUAAUCUCAAUCACGUAAAAGUUAUUGAGUCUCAAGCAUUAGCAAAUUGUUCUAAUUUGGAUGAUAUUAACUAUGGAGAUAGUUUGACUAAAAUUUAUUUAAGUGGUUUUGAAUAUUCAGGUCUAAAAGGAGAAUUAAAUUUACCAUCAACAUUAAGUUAUUUUGGCGAAAAAUGUUUCAAAGGAAUAUCUAUUACAUCAUUAAUUUUUAAUUCAGAUAAUGUUAAACUGGAAGAUAAUGCCUUUGAAGACUGCUCCUCUCUUGAAAGCGUGACAUUCAAGAAUGAUAAUGUGAACAUUGAUUCUGGCGUUUUUGCUUCAUGCAGUAGCUUGAAACAGAUCAAAAUACCAAAUAAUGUUAAAAUAAUUGGUAAAAAUUUAUUUUAUUCAUGCAAUGAAUUAGUUAAUGUUCAAUUACCAGAACAUUUAGAAGCAAUUAAUCAACAAGCUUUCUAUAAGUGUGAAAAAUUGAAAUCAAUCAGAUUCCCAGCGUCACUAAAUAAAAUCGGUUUGAAGGCAUUUUAUAGUUGCUCAUCUUUAACAGAAGUAUAUCUUCCAGAAUCUCUACAAAUGGUUGGAUUAGAAUGUUUUGCUUCUUGUGGAAAUCUAAAAUUUGUACAUGUUAUUUCGAAUGUUGAAUUUGAUGUUAAUGUUUUCUCAAAUUGUGCCAAUUUCAAAGAAAUAAUAUUUAAUUCAUCUUCUAUAAAUAAUAUUACAAUUCCAAUUUCUGAUCCUAAAUGUGUAAUUAAUAUUGUAAAUGCAGGUGAAGAAAUUUCAUUUACUGGCCAUUCCUUUCAAGCAAUUAAUAUCACAUGUAAAAUUAGAAAAAUUAAUAGCAAAAAACAUGUAGCUUUUGAAACAUUUACAUAUAAUGGAAUAUAUGAAAUCGAAGGAGAUCUUUCAGAUAACAUAAGAAUAAAAUGCGUAAACUUAAAUCCAGAAUAUAAAGGAAAAUUAUUUGGAAUUGAACUUUCAAGAUACACCAAAUGUGGAGUUAAUCCUAAGUGUGGUGGAAAGUCUCCAACAGUUGGUAUUUUAGUUGCUCUCGCAAUCCUAAUUAUUAUUGGUGUAAUUGCUGCAUUCUUUAUACUCCGAUGGAGAAAGAAUAGAAUGAAGGGUUUUUCAGAGAUACCUUCCAAUAUUUAA
Molecule: messenger RNA, 1890 nt
Organism: Trichomonas vaginalis G3
Lineage: Eukaryota; Parabasalia; Trichomonadida; Trichomonadidae
Product: antigen BSP-related family
Exons: 1
Coding region: 1-1890 (629 amino acids)
Source: RefSeq, a predicted model, not a curated record